AUGGUUAAUCAUGGCAGAUUAAUUGAAGAUUACAAUCUCAAGACAGGAGAUACAAUUAGAGUGAUUCCUUUAAAACAACAACUCGCACCAACCAACAUUGAACAGACUUCUUCUCCAGUGGUCCAAAUAAAUAUCUCAAACGACAUAAAGACGGAGCCAAUUGAUUCAACACCUGAAUUUCCUACUGUCGUACCUCGUCCUUUAUCACAAAAAGCAACUCUUUCACCAAGAAUCAAACAGCCUGCCGCUGAUUUUCCUUUUGGCCCCACUAAAAUGAAAGCAACUUCAGGAUUUUCUAGAAGUGUAGAACGCAUUGACCUUAUCUCCCCGUCUGGAAGAUACAAACGCAGGAUUCCUGUACAAUGGUCAACCAACCCAAUUGCAGGAAAAACUGGGUUGAACAUAGUCCCAGCUGAACAUCAAGGCCCUCUUCCUCACGUACCAGUAGGAUACUGUGUUGAUAUGAGGAUGACUAUGAGCUCGAUUGGAGUCCAUAGACCACCCAUUGCAGGGAUCUCAGGAUCACAGUCUAUGGGUUACGUGGUCUCUAUUGUGAUGUCAGGCGAAUAUCCAGAAGAUGAGGACCAAGGUGAUGAAUUUGUAUACACCGGAAGCGGUGGCCGUAGUGGAAGCGAUCUCAUACAAACCUUUGACCAAGACCUCACUCGAUCGAAUCUAUUAUUGGCCAAGUCAUGCAAUGUACGCCUCAACACUAUAACUGGCGGAGAUUCUGGGGACGCGUGGAAGGAUAGCGCUCCAAUUCGUGUCGUCCGAGGCUACAAUCUAUCGAAAAACGCCCAAAAGUCUGGCCGACUCGAAAGAUCGUAUGGUCCCAGCCAAGGAUAUCGUUAUGAUGGAAUCUAUAAAAUUACACGCUACUGGUCUGAGAUAGGCUACACAGGCCACAAAGUCUGGAGAUUCCAUUUGAAGCGAGAUGAUCCUUCGCCUGCUCCAUGGACCGUUGAAGAUAAACAGGAGCCAAAUGAAGAACGUAUACAACAACUGUUAGGAUUUCGUUCAAUUCUCAAAUUUCUUGUUCCUGAUCCUGGUUACAAGAAACUUCAUCUGACAAAUAGCUACCGACCCUCAAUGCGAAAAAUGGAUCAAGAGGACGCAAGUGAACCCAUCAGACGCACUAAUAUAAGUUCUGGUACAUAUAUACCAACACAUGCUAUAUGGAAAGCAGUGAUAGGCGAUCAAAUGAACAAACGCAUCUGGAUGAGAUUGAUUGAUUUGAACUAUCAAAAAGAAUACAACAUCAAAGACCACCUUACAUUUAUCGAAAAUGCCUUGACACAACCCGAGUUUCAAUGCAUGAUUUGUAAUGAGCAAAAAUGCCGUCAAGCCGACCCAGUAUAUCGAGACGGACUUAACAUUCCUUUGGUUAAAGCCGAAUCGCUUCACUGCACUCGAUGCGACUAUAACUUUUGCGAAAAGUGCUUAAAACCUAUGAUUGAACGCAAACAUGUCGUCUGCCCUAACUGUCUUUCCCAGAAAUCUCUCUGUUUCAACCGACGAUUAAGUGCUGUAUUUGCUGCAAUGAAUAUUCCACUUUAA
Molecule: messenger RNA, 1557 nt
Organism: Phycomyces blakesleeanus NRRL 1555(-)
Lineage: Eukaryota; Fungi; Mucoromycota; Mucoromycetes; Mucorales; Phycomycetaceae
Exons: 5
Coding region: 1-1557 (518 amino acids)
Biological process (GO): protein ubiquitination; negative regulation of gene expression via chromosomal CpG island methylation
Molecular function (GO): ubiquitin protein ligase activity
Source: RefSeq, a predicted model, not a curated record